AUGGUUAGACAAACUAUACUCGCUCCACUAGCUUUACUUCCAGAUGACGAAAAACCACAACCUGCAACUAUCGAAAUCGACUUAUCUUCAGGAACUAUCAUUUCUGUUCAACAAGGACUGAUCGAAUUGGAUUCUCAAGAGAAUGUGCUGAAAAUAGAAGAUGGAAAAGUAUUGUUACCAGGCCUGAUAGACACACACGUUCACCUGAAUCAACCUGGACGAACAGCAUGGGAAGGAUUCCAAACAGGAACUUUAGCAGCUAUAUCAGGCGGUGUAACUACGUUGAUUGACAUGCCAUUAAAUUCUAUUCCGCCUACAACGACAUUACACGGAUUAGAAACCAAGAGGAACGAGGCGAAGAACGUUGGCGUCAAUUGUGACAUUGGGUUUUGGGGUGGUAUCGUACCUGGAAAUGCGAAUGAUUUGGUUCCAAUGUUGGAAAAUGGAGUGAAAGGUUUUAAAUGUUUCUUAAUUGAAUCAGGUGUAGAUGAGUUCCCUUGUGUGGACGAGGAAGAUCUGUUAAAAGCUUGUGAAGCAUUAAAAUCCACCAAUGCUUUGAUACUCUUCCACGCGGAGCUGGACGCCACACCACCUGCUAAUCGACAUGUCCAUGAUUCGACUUCAUCUGAUCCUUGUGCAUAUACGACUUUCCUUGAUUCUCGACCUGAACAAUGGGAAACAUCAGCUUUAACACUCAUCUUAAAAUUCGCAAAAUUAUAUCCAUCAUUAAGAUUUCAUAUAGUCCAUUUAUCAGCUGCAUCAUCUCUACCUGCUAUCCGUGAAGCUAGAUCCAAAGGAAUGGACAAUUUGACAGUUGAAACUUGUUUCCAUUAUUUGUGUUUAAAAGCAGAAGAAAUACCAGAUAACGCAACUCAAUUCAAAUGUUGUCCACCAAUUAGAGAUGAGAACAAUAGACAAUUGUUGAUAGAGGCUGUGUUAGAUGGAACUAUAAACUAUAUAGUGUCUGAUCACUCGCCCUGUACACCAGAAUUGAAAAAAGGCGAUUUCUUGAAUGCUUGGGGCGGUGUAUCAGGUUUAGGAUUAGGUUUAAGUCUCAUUUGGACCGGGUUUAAUUCUCACGUAGAAUCGAAAAUCUCGCUUGGAAGGGUGAUUGACUGGAUGGGUAAACACCAAGCUAAUCAAGUUGGUAUCGAGAAUAAAGGGAGUUUGAAAGCUGGCUACAAAGCAGAUUUGGUCAUUUUUGAUCCUGAGAAGCAGUGGGAAGUCACCACUGACUCCCUCUUAUUCAAGAAUAAAGUCUCGCCAUAUGUCGGCAAGACAUUGAAAGGAUUAGUCGAGAAAACAUACCUCGCUGGUCAAUUGGUAUGGGAUCAUUCCAAAGGCAUCGAAGGGACGUUAGCGUCUCAAGGACAGUUAAUAUAG
This is a messenger RNA of Kwoniella shivajii, 1383 nucleotides long. RefSeq names its product allantoinase. Gene Ontology annotation, cellular component: cytoplasm. Lineage: Eukaryota; Fungi; Basidiomycota; Tremellomycetes; Tremellales; Cryptococcaceae. The record is from RefSeq and is a predicted model, not a curated record. The transcript is spliced from 5 exons. The coding region runs from base 1 to 1383 and encodes 460 amino acids. Gene Ontology annotation, molecular function: allantoinase activity; cobalt ion binding; zinc ion binding. Gene Ontology annotation, biological process: allantoin catabolic process; purine nucleobase catabolic process.